AUGGCACCUGUCACAGUGGAAAGAGGAGAAGAAGUAAAGAUGAUGGUUUUCUCAUACAACACUGCCAACAUCCUGACGAGAAGGGGGGGAUUCAGCCGGCGGGAGAUGAGCAUGUACUUCCUCCCUGUCGUGAUCUCUGACAACGAUUACCCCAUUCAGAGCAGUACCAGUACAUUGAUCGUGCGCGUGUGUGCUUGUGACAGUCGUGGAAACAUGCAGUCAUGCAAUCCUGAGGUCCUGCCCUUUUCAGAUGGUCUCACAACUGGAGCUCUUGUGGCCAUACUUCUCUGUGUCAUUAUUCUGCUCAUGAUCGUGGUGCUGUUCGCUGCCCUGAGGAGACAGAGGAAGAAGGAACCUCUGAUCAUCUCCAAAGAGGAUGUCAGAGACAAUGUUGUAAGCUACAACGAUGAAGGGGGAGGAGAGGAGGACACCCAGGCCUUUGAUAUAGGCACGCUGCGCAACCCGGAGGUGAUGGAUGCUAACAAGCUUCGCAGGGACAUCAUACCCGAAAUGCUGUUUCCCUUUCGAAGGACAUCACCGAUAAAGGAUAACACAGAUGUGAGAGACUUCAUAAAUGGGAGGCUUCAGGACAACGACUCAGACCCAACAGCACCACCUUAUGACUCCCUGGCAACAUAUGCGUAUGAGGGCAGCGGUUCGUUGGCAGAAUCUCUUAGUUCACUGGAGUCUGCUGCUACUGAAGGGGACCAGGAAUAUGAUUAUCUCAGCAACUGGGGACCACACUUUAAAAAGUUGGCAGAGAUGUACAUAGGGAGGAGUCCUGAUAGAGAGACCUAGACAAAGCCAUCCGUCUCUCUUUUGCCAAAAUCAUUUUUAGUGUCUGUUUAUUUAGCCAGACAGU
Molecule: messenger RNA, 862 nt
Organism: Nematolebias whitei (Rio pearlfish)
Lineage: Eukaryota; Metazoa; Chordata; Actinopteri; Cyprinodontiformes; Rivulidae
Product: cadherin-6
Exons: 3
Coding region: 1-798 (265 amino acids)
Biological process (GO): homophilic cell-cell adhesion; calcium-dependent cell-cell adhesion; cell morphogenesis
Cellular component (GO): catenin complex; membrane; adherens junction
Molecular function (GO): cadherin binding; calcium ion binding
Source: RefSeq, a predicted model, not a curated record